This is a messenger RNA of Fusarium graminearum PH-1, 963 nucleotides long. RefSeq lists its product as uncharacterized. The transcript has 2 exons. The record is from RefSeq and is a predicted model, not a curated record. Gene Ontology annotation, molecular function: oxidoreductase activity, acting on the CH-OH group of donors, NAD or NADP as acceptor. Lineage: Eukaryota; Fungi; Ascomycota; Sordariomycetes; Hypocreales; Nectriaceae. Bases 1 to 963 code for a protein of 320 amino acids.
AUGAAUGACCUGCCCACAGCCAUCCCACGAGGAUCGUGGGUUCUCGUUACAGGAGCGAACUGCUACACUGGCAGCCAUGUGGUGAUUGAGCUGCUCAACCGGGGGUUCCACGUGCGCGGCACGGUCAGAAACCUCGAAUACAGCAAAUGGCUUCUUGAGCAUCCUUCAGUCAGGUCAUUUGCUGAUGAAGAGAAAGUGGAACUGGUUCUGGCCGACACAUCAAAACCAGGAGACUUCGACGAGGCGGUCAAGGGAGUCUCGGCUGUAAUUCAUCUUGGAAACAUUGGGGAGCAAACACCAGAUCCCAAUGUGGCUUUCCCAUCAGCAAUCGAGGCUGCCUUGACUGUUUGUCGAUCUGCCGCCAAGGAACCCAAUAUCAAGCGGUUCGUUCUCGCGUCAGGGUUUUGGUCAGCGGUAUGGCCAAGACCGGGGGAUUCGUCUACCAUCAAUCAGGAAACCUGGAACGAAGGUUUAGUCCAUAUGGCGAAGUUGCCUCCGCCAUAUGAGUUGACUCGCAUGCUUGUGACCUAUCUGGCUGCCAGGGUCGAUGCGGAAAAAGCGGUAUGGAAGUUUGUUCAAGACGAGAAACUCCCAUGGGUAGUCAAUUCUGUGAGCCCAUGCUGGACGCUGGGCGACCCAUUACAUGCGAGACACUAUGGACCUAUGCCUACUCAGUUGUUGCAGCAAUUGUAUCUCGGAAAGAUUGAAGCGCUCAAGGAAAACACGACAGCUCUGGCUAAACCAUUCAACUGGAACAAUGCGCUAGCAAUUAUGCGCGACGCGUAUCCCGAAGAAGAUUUUGAAGAAGACUUCAUUCCUGGAGAUCCUACCUUGUCAUACAAGAUCGAGAACGACAUUGCGCCAGGACUACUGCAGAAGUGGGCUGGGAGAGAUUGGAUCACCCUUGAGAAGGGCAUCACGGAAACAAUUGACUUUUCUCGAAAGAUUGGUAAUUUGGACUAA